UUCGUGUGACACAACACAUUUGGUGCGAUAAAUUUAAAUCUCCUCUUAUCACUGUUUACCUAAAAAUUAAUAUUUUCGAAAUAACAAACAUAGAUUUUGAUGAAACAUUCAUCGAAAAUACGAAAAUAAUAAAUAUUCAUUAAAUAAAUAAUGUUGAUCAAGAAACUUGUUCUUUUGAGCCUUUCAGAUAAAUGUCGAGGAAUUAUUCCAAUAAUUAGAAGUUGUUCAAAUGUUGCACUCAAGGAAAGAUUAACAGAAAUUAUUAAUUUUAAAGACACUAACAUUAGCAACUGGAUUGUAGAGGGAAAAAUUAAAUCGCUAUGUUACACUUACAGUUUAUUUUCAAAAUCUGAGAAAAAUGAUUUUCUCAAUUUUUUGGCUACUUCGUAUGGUGUUGAUCAUACGUUAAUUUGCAAAACAGCUGAAAAAUUAUCUUCGACUGAUCCAAUUAAUCAAAAUCAUCUAAUUGCAAGGGAACGUUCAUUGAGAAAUUUAUUAACACCUCCAUAUCAUUGGCUGUUCAUUAGAAUGGGUAGAUUAGAAAAUGGUGUUAAAUUUCUUGUCGAUUUAAGAACAGACACUUUGCAAUUAAUUUCGGAGACAAGGGAUUCUGACCAAAUUACAAUUUUACAAGAAUUCGAUUCAAUACUACGAGAUUUAUUGCUACUUUGGUUUUCAGUUGGAUUUCUACAUUUACAAAGAAUAACCUGGCAAAGUCCUUGUGAUAUUUUACAAAAGAUUUCUGAGAAUGAAGCUAUACAUCCAGUGAGAAAUUGGCCAGAUUUGAAAAGAAGAGUCGGACCAUACAGAAGAUGUUUUGUUUUCACUCAUCCUUCAAUGCCAAGAGAACCGCUAGUUGUUUUACACACAGCCUUAUGUGACUUAAUUCCAGGUAGCGUGAAGGAAAUAGAAUUAUCAGAAAAACGCAUUUUAGGUAAAAAUGAAAUUUCUCAUUCUUUUUUUCAAGAAGACAAAAAUAAAAUAAAAGCUGCAAUAUUUUAUUCAAUAUUUUCUACGCAACGUGGACUACAGGGUAUAGAACUCGGUAACUACUUAAUUAAAGAAGUUGCCAAACAAGUAACCAAUGAGUUCCCGAUGAUCGAUCAGUUGUCUAGUUUAUCGCCAAUACCAAAUUUCCGAUUAUGGCUUCUCGAAAAAAUAAAGCAAGAUCCUGCUAAUAUAUUUACAACCAGUGAACAAGAAACACUAAAAAAUAUACUAAAAUCUAAUGACUUAUUUUUGGAUUUGAAAAAAAUUUUCAAUAAUUCAUUAUGGACGAAUAAACAAAAUUUAGAAGUAGCCUUAAAAUUACCACUGAUGCGAGCCUGCGCUUGGUAUUUAUACAAAGAAAAGAGGCGAAACUAUGCUUUAAAUAACGUCGCAAAUUUUCAUCUACGUAACGGCGCGGUAAUGUGGCGAUUAAAUUGGAUGGCAGAUCCCUCACCCCGAGGAACGGCAAAUAGUUUUGGAUUAAUGGUGAAUUAUAGGUAUGAAACUUAUUCAACUGAGAGUAUUUGCAUACAAAAAAUUGUAUUGACACUUAACAAUCACUGUAUUAAUCACAGGUAUUUUCUCGAGGAAACAGAAUCAAACAGUCGCAAUUAUAUAGAAAACAAAUUCAUAAAAGCAUCAAAUAGUGUUAUUAAUCUAGCUCAGGAUGCAGAGAAGCUACUUCUAUAAGAAAGAAAAUAAUACUUUUCGAGACGAAGAAAAAUUUAAUUUAAAAAAAAAAAAAAAUUAUUUUAGAAAAAAAGAAACGAAAAAAAAUUUUUUUAUUAAAAAUAAGGGGGGAGACAAAAAAGGAACUUUCGAAGACUCCGAUCUCACCUACGAUAUGGAAAAGUAGAUUGGCGUUCUUAGCAAGGACUUUUAUUGAUUACUUAUUGAAUUUUUUUCUUUUUAUUAAAGAUUAUUAAAUUUGUUCAUUUAUACAAUUGCUGAAUUGCUUCCAGCUUAGAGGCAGCACAACGGUCUGCAGGCAGAUCUGAAAGUGAUAAUCUCCUUAAUUCUUGUUCUUUUCUUUUAAAUAAAAAUUCUUUAAAAUUCUAUUUUAA
Leptopilina heterotoma is the source of this 2054-nucleotide messenger RNA. Its product is annotated as malonyl-CoA decarboxylase, mitochondrial-like. NCBI's taxonomy places the organism in Eukaryota, Metazoa, Arthropoda, Insecta, Hymenoptera, Figitidae. Gene Ontology annotation, molecular function: malonyl-CoA decarboxylase activity. The record is from RefSeq and is a predicted model, not a curated record. The transcript is spliced from 10 exons. Gene Ontology annotation, biological process: acetyl-CoA biosynthetic process; positive regulation of fatty acid oxidation; malonyl-CoA catabolic process. Gene Ontology annotation, cellular component: peroxisomal matrix; mitochondrial matrix. Bases 151 to 1680 code for a protein of 509 amino acids.